Messenger RNA from Lindgomyces ingoldianus, 1887 nucleotides. RefSeq lists its product as uncharacterized. Gene Ontology annotation, molecular function: nucleic acid binding. Gene Ontology annotation, cellular component: U2-type post-mRNA release spliceosomal complex. Gene Ontology annotation, biological process: spliceosomal complex disassembly. The record is from RefSeq and is a predicted model, not a curated record. The coding region runs from base 1 to 1887 and encodes 628 amino acids. The transcript has a single exon. NCBI's taxonomy places the organism in Eukaryota, Fungi, Ascomycota, Dothideomycetes, Pleosporales, Lindgomycetaceae.
AUGGAGCUGAAUCACGGCAAGCGAAAGUUCGCUGAGGAUGGCCAAGGAGGCAAGAGCGCGAAGACAGCGAAGUUAUCCUUUGGUGAAAGAAUGCUUCUGCGGCAAGGCUUUGUCAAGGGGAUGGGAUUAGGGGCGAACAACCAAGGCAUAUCAGAACCGAUAGCAGUGUCCCUCAGACCGGCAGGCGCUGGCUUGGGUGCUCCUGCUCAUGAGUCUUCGCAACGCGUUGAGAAGAAAGAUACGAGACUCGGCUCGGGACGCAGUGGCUCGAACACACCACAAACUGCACAAAAACCGAAAAAGACUACUAUUCGAACUUCCACCGAAAACGGCCUACACAUUCCUCUGUCUCUCAAGACACUGGUCGAUGCUACUACGUCGGGCGGCACAGUGGUAUCAACCCGCGAGCUACGAUUAAGGGGAGGCGAUGCAGCACCACAGAGACAAGCCCUCGAAGGCUUCGCCGAGGAGUGGAACACACUUUGCUCUCAGGAAAGCUUAGCAUUGAACGAAGAACUGCGCUUGGAGCAAGAAGCUUUUCAACUGGAGGCUGAGAUUCAGAAGGCUGCUGAGAUUAACACAGCAGCGAUGGCACUCAGCCAACUUUCCCUCAACAUCUCGUUUCAAGAAAUAGUGAGCCAGCUUCAUCGCUUCCAGCAAAAGUUUUCAGAUUCGGUGAAUGCAGACCUCGCCGUCGGGAUCCUGACCCCCUACCUCAAGUCACUCCCAUUCGAUCCGGUAGAGAACCCCUUGGGCAUCCAAGAAGCGCUGAAGAGCCUUGGGCCCAUGCUGAGGAUUCAGGACGAAGACCGAAAAAGGACAACGCCAUAUCAAUCCAUGGUUUAUACACUCCUCUUACCUCAACUCCGCAAAGCCGCUAUCGGAGAACACGGCUUUGAAGCCGCCUUCGCCACCCUGUCCGAGUGGCAGGCCAUCUUGCCUACUUGGAUGUAUAGAAAUUUGCUCGACCAGGCCAUCCUCAACCUUUCUAUGGAACUUACGCGAUGGAAGCCUCAGUCCAACGCAUUUCCAUACCUGUGGGUGCUCCCCUGGCUUGAACAUCUUCCGCAACACCAUGCUGAGAGUCUUCUCGCCCAACUCAAGGAGAAAGUUGGGAUGCUCCUGCGCAACUGUAACCUGUAUGACGGCCCGUCGCUGAGCCUAAGGACAUUGCCGAAACAAUUCGAGUCGACUUUGAUGCGAACCUUGUUGCCACGUCUGUCGGCUCUUCUUCGCAUCUGGGAGAUUGAUCCCAGUAACCAGGAUCUAACUAUACUCGAGGCUGUUCUCUCUUGGAGGUCCCCAUUAUCUGCCAAGGUUAUGGGCCAACUCCUUGCUUCAGAACUGCAAACCAAAUACCUUUCCAUUCUUCACUUGUGGCUUACCGCCGAUGAGGUCAAUUAUGCGGAAGUGGGACAGUGGGUGUCAUGGUUCAAGACGUUAUUCCCAGACGACAUCAGGCCUGCCCUUACCGAUAUGUUUGAUAAAGGUCUCGAUCUCAUUAAUUCGGCUCUUGAUUUGGGAUACGAAUCCAAACACAAAUUGCAGCUUCCAGUUCCGGAUCUUGCAGCCCCUGAGACACCCCGACCAAAUAAGAGUAAUACCAAGGAACCACGUUCAGUACGAAAAGAAGUCGAGGAGGUGACAUUUAAGGACGCCCUGGACGCGUGGUGCGGUGCAGAGAAUCUGCUACUUAUACCUUUGCGAGAGGCACACUCAACUACUGGACUACCUCUUUUCCGAAUUACCGCGAGCGCAACCGGCAGAGGAGGUGUGAGGGUAUACCUGAAAGGCGAUGUCGUGUACGCGCAGAACAAGAGCAACUUGGAUUUGUGGGAGCCGAUUGGGAUGGAGGACGGACUAGUGCACAGGGCUGAAGGAAAAUGA